GUUUAAAUUGGUAGACAUAGGACAAGUCAUUUGUAACUAACUUUAGUUUUGUAGAACAAACUCUAAUCAAAAUAAGUUGUGUUUUUUUUAGUUGCAAGUUUCUUUUAAUUGUUCUUCAUGUUUGUUUCUUGUUUUUAUUUCAAUUUAUUGAAGUUUUAGAUCAACAAUUGCAGGGCAUAUCAGAGGCGGAUUCAGAAUUUUGAGUUAUGAGUUAUUGAUUAGAAUAAGUAGCUUAUUGAGUUCUGGAUAAAUUAUUUAUACAUAUUAACUAGAUUUCUUAACACAUAUAUAGAGUUUUGGUUGAAGUUACUGAGUUCUGUUGAACACGUAACAGAUACUUAUGGAGUCACAAAGGGGUACUAUGAUUGAACAAUCAUUUGAUUGUUACUCAGCAGGUUUUCAAGAAUCUCUUGAUGAAUUGCCUGAUUGUUUCACUAUAACUGAUCCUUACAUUUCUGGUAACCCUAUUGUGUAUGCCUCGCGUGGUUUCUUGGAAAUGUUUGGAUAUUCGAAGUAUGAGGUGAUAGGGAGGAAUGGGAGGAUAUUUCAGGGGCCUAAGACUAAUCGUAGAUCGGUUUUGGAGGUUCGUGAGGCGAUACGAGAGGAGAGGGAUAUACAAAUUAGUUUGUUGAAUUAUAGGAAAGAUGGGACACCAUUUUGGAUGUUGUUUCAUAUGUGUCCUGUUUUCGAUGAGAAGGAUGGGAGGGUGAUUCAUUUCUUGGGAGUUCAAGUUCCAAUUUUGAGGAGGCCUAAGUCAUCUGGAACUGGACUAAAUUUAUGUCAAAAUGGAGCUGGCUGUCGAGAGUCAGUGCUUAGGUGUUAUAGAAGGGAAGUACACUCCAUGAGCGUGGAACGGGCACUGUCUCUUGCAUCGGGUUCAGGCUUGGAUUUCACAGGAGUAGAUGUAGAUGGACCAUGUGAUGCAAGUGAUCUAGAGAAGAGAAAAUCCACUGCUGUUAUAGACAACAUACUGACUGUGCUGGUACAUGAUGGUGAAUCAACAGGCAGACUAGUCCAUGGGAAGGGACGUUCUCAACCUAGGACGGGUCAGCUCGGAGCAUCCUUAAAUAUAUCUCUUGGUAGAAUCAAACAAAGCUUUGCAUUAACUGAUGCUAACUUACCGGACAUGCCAAUUGUCUUUGCAAGUGAUAACUUUCUGAAAUUAACAGGCUUUUCCAGAAAUGAAUUGUUGGGCUAUAACUGUAGAUCUUUUAGUGGGACGGACACAGAUUCAAGCUCUCAAUUUCGGAUAAAAGAAUGCAUCCAAAAUGAACAACCGUGUACACUACGUAUGUUAAAUUACAGAAAAGACGGAACCUCAUUUUGGCUUCACAUUUCACCUGUCCGGAAUGCUUCAGGAAAGGUUGCAUACUUUGUCGCUGUUGAGGGUGAAGAUAAUAGCGAGACCAAGGAGAAUCAGAGUUUGAGACAGCGUGGUGUCGUUGCUGCUGUAAAAGUUGCUGUGAGAGGCUUGUCAAUGAGUGUGAGAACAUGCUAGUUCUUGUACAAAUUGAUUCCAGAUUUCUUCUGUGCUGUUAGUCUCCACUCGCCACAAAGUCUCUCCUUUACAAAUGUUACUAC
Molecule: messenger RNA, 1581 nt
Organism: Solanum verrucosum
Lineage: Eukaryota; Viridiplantae; Streptophyta; Magnoliopsida; Solanales; Solanaceae
Product: protein TWIN LOV 1-like
Exons: 7
Coding region: 341-1498 (385 amino acids)
Cellular component (GO): nucleus
Source: RefSeq, a predicted model, not a curated record